GUGGCGCUGCCGCGAGGGGGAAGCACUUUCUCGUGACGUCACUGAACUGCGGACUCUGAUCUCGCGCAGAGUCAGCGCGUCUCUCAGUCUCACUCGUUUUCCAGCAGAAUUCUGUGUUUUCGGAGAUUCGCGAUGGCUCUGACUCUGGUGUCGUCCAACAGAUGUGCCGGCGGCUUCCAGAAGGUUUUUGAGCACGACAGCUCUGAGCUCAAGUGUAAGAUGAAGUUUGCCAUUUAUCUGCCGCCAAAGGCCGAGACCGACAAGUGUCCCGUCUUCUACUGGCUCUCUGGUCUCACGUGUACGGAGCAGAACUUCAUCACUAAAGCAGGAAGUCAGCUCGCCGCUGCAGAACACGGCAUCAUUGUCGUCGCUCCCGACACCAGCCCACGAGGUUGUAACAUCGAGGGUGAAGAUGAAAGCUGGGAUUUUGGCACCGGCGCCGGCUUCUACGUCGACGCCACCGAGGAUCCGUGGAAAACCAUUCAGGCGUACGACGCGACAGCGCUGGCGUCCUCGUACUCCGGUCCUCAGCUGGACGUCCUCAUCGAUCAGGGACGCGACGACCAGUUCCUGUCGGCCAGUCAGCUGCUGCCCGACAAUCUGAUCGCCGUCUGCUCCGAGAACAAGAUCCCGGUCGUGUUCAGACUGCAGCCGGGCUACGAUCACAGCUACUUCUUCAUCUACUCGUUCAUGAACGACCACAUGAAGCAUCACGCCAAGUAUCUGAACGCGUGAGGAGCCGCUGACCUUUGACCCUCAGCUGCAGCAGGUUCUUCUGAAGAUGAAGAGUUUUCUUCAUCUUCACAAUAAAGGCUUUGAAUGUUCA
Solea solea (common sole) is the source of this 826-nucleotide messenger RNA. It is a transcript of the gene esd, whose product is annotated as esterase D/formylglutathione hydrolase. The record is from RefSeq and is a predicted model, not a curated record. NCBI's taxonomy places the organism in Eukaryota, Metazoa, Chordata, Actinopteri, Pleuronectiformes, Soleidae. Gene Ontology annotation, molecular function: S-formylglutathione hydrolase activity. Gene Ontology annotation, cellular component: cytosol. Gene Ontology annotation, biological process: formaldehyde catabolic process.